UUUAGGCGCGAAUAUACGAUGUGAGUAGGCAUAUGCUGCCUGUUGGCAUCAUGCACCGUUUAUAAGGACUGCGAAAGAAGUGGAUAGCUACAUUGCAAGGCCAACUAAGCGUUUUACGUAUUUAAGGAUUUGACCAAAUACUGCCAUUGUUUUUAACUAAACUCAAAUACACCCGGGUAAACAUCUUGUAUCGUCAGCCGUGUUUGUCAACAAAUGGACUCACUGAUGUUAUGAAUCGUACUGAAAUUGCGCCUCGUUUUGGUGCGCUACCUGGCUUCUAUGCUAACGACGGUCGAAAAUAGUAAGCAAUAGUUAGUUGUGCAGCCGGCGUUGGUUAUUUUUGUGACUAGUCGUAUUAUUAUAUGCGAACGUAAGCGUCAAACAUGAGCGCACUUCAAACUGACCCUGUCACGAAUGGAGCGUGCGGUGUUGCUCAGAGCACCUCCUCUAAAAAGAAGAAAACUAAGAAGACAAAAGAUGACGACGUGGAAACACUUACAGAGAUGGUUGAACAGCUGCAGGUUGACGCGGGGGCAGAAGGAGAUGGCGAAGAUGCUGAGGAUAUUGAAGCUGGGGAAGAUAACAAGCUAAAUGCAGCCGACAAGAAAAAAAAGAAGCGUAACCGCAAGAGAAAAACUGCCGUUGGCAGCGGAGUUAGUGGCAGUGGUAGUGGCUCGGCAGAAACAAAAACACAAACCGAACCACCCACGAUACCCGUGAAGGAGCUCUAUCCUAACGAGGAUUAUCCAACGGGCGAAUGUCUUAUGCACCCGACGCCAAAGGACAUGCCGAGUAAUGGCCAAACCGCGAAGAAUCGUUUCACGUCUGAGGAGAAGAAAGCUCUUGAGUUAAUAAACGAACAGGAAUAUCGUGAAAUUCGACUGGCUGCCGAGGUGCAUAGACAAACCCGGCAGUAUAUGCAGCGUUACGUAAAACCAGGUAUGUCAAUGAUACACAUUUGUGAAACCUUAGAACACACAGCCCGAGAACUCAUCCAAGAGAACUCACUGAAAGCUGGUCUUGCCUUCCCAACUGGCUGUUCGUUGAAUCAUGUUGCGGCGCAUUAUACGCCAAAUGCUGGUGAUGCAACCGUGUUUAAUGCAUUGGACGUGUGCAAGAUCGACUUUGGUACCCAUAUCAAUGGGCGAAUUAUCGACUGCGCUUUCACGUGGACGUUUGACAACAAGUACGACCGACUCCUUGAGGCUGUUAGGGAGGCAACAUAUGCCGGCAUAGCGGCUGCUGGAAUUGACGUCCGUCUUUGCGAUAUUGGCGCAGCGGUACAAGAAGUGAUGGAGAGCUACGAAGUGGAGAUCGAUGGAAAAAUCUACCCCGUCAAGUGUAUCCGCAAUCUCAAUGGUCAUUCGAUUGCACCAUACCGCAUUCAUGCCGGAAAAACGGUGCCUAUCGUCAAAGGAGGCGAUCAAACUCGUAUGGAAGAAGGGGAGGUAUUUGCUAUUGAGACUUUUGGGUCAACGGGACGCGGUGUUGUGCAUGAUGAUAUGGAAGUAUCCCACUAUAUGAAGAACUUUGACGUUGGACAUGUUCCUCUGCGUCUCAGCUCAUCGAAACAACUUCUGAACGUGAUCAAUGACAACUUCUCGACAUUAGCCUUCUGCCGGCGUUGGCUUGAUCGAUUGGGCCAAACCAAGUACCUGAUGGCCCUCAAAGAUCUUUGCGAUAAGGGCAUUAUCGAUCCAUAUCCGCCACUCUGCGACGUUAAAGGAUGCUAUACAGCCCAGUAUGAGCACACUAUUAUUUUGCGACCGACUUGCAAGGAAGUCGUUUCGAAAGGAACGGACUAUUAGGCAAACUGGCUAACCGAUUCUGUCCGGUUGCUGUUUGAUUACUGACUCAUUGCUUAGUCGUCUAGCGAUACUAACUAAAUGUUAAAUAAAGAUAUA
Molecule: messenger RNA, 1904 nt
Organism: Varroa destructor (honeybee mite)
Lineage: Eukaryota; Metazoa; Arthropoda; Arachnida; Mesostigmata; Varroidae
Gene: und
Product: methionyl aminopeptidase und
Biological process (GO): proteolysis
Cellular component (GO): cytoplasm
Molecular function (GO): metalloaminopeptidase activity
Source: RefSeq, a predicted model, not a curated record